Messenger RNA from Limanda limanda (common dab), 4446 nucleotides. Its product is annotated as cyclic nucleotide-gated cation channel beta-1-like. The transcript is spliced from 39 exons. The record is from RefSeq and is a predicted model, not a curated record. Gene Ontology annotation, molecular function: protein-containing complex binding; cGMP binding; intracellularly cGMP-activated cation channel activity. Gene Ontology annotation, cellular component: plasma membrane; photoreceptor outer segment; intracellular cyclic nucleotide activated cation channel complex. Lineage: Eukaryota; Metazoa; Chordata; Actinopteri; Pleuronectiformes; Pleuronectidae. Gene Ontology annotation, biological process: retina homeostasis; monoatomic cation transmembrane transport.
AUGUUUAACUGGGUGGUGAAAGUGGUCCCCCAACCCCCCGAAGCUCCAGAGACAGAUGAACCUGCCAAGACCCCUGCUGUUCCCCCCAAAAUCAAAGAGGCCAUACCUUCAGUGAAGAGUCCUCCACUGAAAAACACAGAGGAAGCUUCAGAAGACAGUCAGGCCCAGUCUGGAGUAUUAGGCUGGUUGUCUAAUGGGUUCGUCAGUGCUCUGCCGCAGCCGUCCAACUCCCCUCGACUCAGCCGGGCCAACGACUCCAGGACAGAAGAUGGAGAAAGGUCCGGAGUGAUGGGCUGGGUCGCUCAGGGUCUCACCAAGGUUCUGCCUCAGCCCGACGACAAGUACAGAGAGACCAACAAUGAGGAGCACACCGAGAUCUAUGAAGUGGAAACAAUGCCAGAUUUCGAUCCCCUCCCACACAUCCCAGUGGUGGAGCUGGUGUCAGAUGACGAGGAUGAAGGAGAAAGUCUGACCCCCCAGUUCCCCCCCAAUGUGGUGAAAUGGAUAAGGGAGAUCAUGCCUCAGCCAGUUAUACUGCCCCCUGGUGCUGUAAUGAUAGAUAAUUCACCCAAGUCGUCCCGCUCCUCUGUGGACAAAAUUCUGUCUCCACCACCCGAGUCUCUCAGUGGAAUCUCACUCGAUACUGACAGCAAAGUGUCCCAUGUGGUCGGCUGGUUCAUGUCCGGUCUGGGCCUGAAGCUGCCUCAGCCUGCGAUUGCCCCCAAAGACGAAAUCGAGUGUGCAGCUCAAGUUCUACAGAAAGCUUCAUCCAAACUCAAACCUGACUUGGUCCUGGAAGACGUGGACUCAGACAACGAGGGUCCGCACAGACCUGCACCCCCGGGCACAUUGUUGACUCCUCCAUCACCGGCGACACCCAAGCAGCAGGACACGAUGCAGCAGACGCAGUGCAGCUCACUGCCGUCCCAGGUGCAGGCUGAGGCCGAUCCGGUGCCAGGAGGAAUUUCAGAGAGCCCGACCAAGAUAUCUCAGGAAGAUGCCGAGACUCAGACAGGCCGCUGGACGCCGUUUAUUGAGAGCAUCAAGAGGGAGGCUGAAGAUUCGGCCUUUGCUACCAUGGAGGAACGUCUGCUGGUGGAGCGCGUGGAGUUGACCCGUGUGGCCGAGGAAGUUGCCAGGCAGGCGGCGGAGACGGCCGUCAGACAGAUGGCCAGCGAGGGACAUUCCAAUUCCAUCAGGCUCUCGCUGGACAGUGAAGAGAGUCUUGCAGAGGACGAUGAAGACCUAGAAGAGGCUGUGGUACCUACCUUAUUACAACUAGAACCAGAACCAGAACCAGUGACCAAGACCCAGAAAGCCAAAUCCAACUCUCAGCCUGUGACGCAGCAGCCACAGAAAGCAGAGCCAAUAGGAGAAGUCCCUGACGCUGACAAAGCUGAAGAGAAACUAAACGAUGUUGGCCUCCUGGGUCCUGGACCAUCUCCACAUGUGAUCAGAUCAGACUGGAGGUUAGAACCAGGUCUGAACAGGGUCCCUGUCAGUCAGGCUGAUAUCCGUAGAUCUGGGGACUCUCCAGUCAGCUGUGAUUCAUUUAAGAGCUGCCUGAUGCGCAUCCCUCACACCUCCGAGUGCCUCGGCAAUAUCAACGCAUUCUUCAAAGAGAACGGCAUCUCCCCCCCGAAAAUACCCUCCAUGCCCAAGCUACCCACCCAGUUCUCUGACGUGACCCGGUACCUGCCCUCCCUCCCCCCUGAAUUACGCCAGGAGUUCUCCAAUAUCAGACUCACGCAGAUCCCCCGGAACAUCUCGCAGAGCCUGACCGACUGGUUGCCCAAAAGCUCGGAGGGUUCAGACUCCACCCUGUCCAGCAUCGCCCAGAGCUUCACCAGCAUCCCGCAGAAGCUCUCCCAGUUCCCCAGCCGGACCGGGCAGUACUUCAGCAACAAACAACAACAGCAAAAACAGAAGAAAGACAAGAACCCGCAAGACGUAGAACUCAACCGGCUCGUCCGACCCUCCCCUCUCUCUCCUCCUCACCUCCGGUCCCGCUCCCCGUCUCCAUCCUCCCCCACUGGUAGCACCCUCGAGUUGCCCAAUGUGCCGUCCUAUCCGCGCCUGCCCCCGAUUGUCAGCCCCCCGUCAAAGCAGCUCAACGCCUCAUCCCGCCAGCUGUCGGGUCUGUCCAACCCGGCCUUCUUCAUUGAAGAUGACUCGGACGUUUCACCCGUCAGACCCGCAGAGAGCUCCAGCCACAGCAUCCGUCCUGCCGUCAAUGUGGAGGACGACCCCAAAUUUACAACCCUCACUGUCCCUGUGACCCCGUCUGGAGGUCGUCAGAGCAGUAGUGGAAGGAAUCGGAGGAACAUCUGGACAAAGAUCAGGAGGCCUCACUCUCAAAGUGAAGAUGACGAGGAAGAAGGAAACUUUCCAGUCAAAGCCUGGCCCAGCCAGUCCAGCCUGCACAGCACAGAUGACGUGUGACGUCCGGCGUCCUCGGCCAGUCAGACCAGCACGGUGGUGAACGAGCGGCUGCAGGAGCUGGUGCGGAUGUUUAAAGAGAGAACGGAGAAGGCCAAGGAGAAACUCAUCGACCCUGACAGCUCCGACGACGACAGCAUCGUCCCCUCACCUCCUCAGCUGGCUCCUGCUGGGCAGCCGCUGGACAGGGGAGACAAGGAGGCACAGGCAGCCUGUUUUCACUAUCGUUUCCCUGCCAGCAUCGACCCCUUCACCAACCUGAUGUAUGUGCUCUGGAUGUUCCUGGUCACUCUGGCGUGGAACUGGAACGCCUGGUUCAUCCCCGUGCGCUGGGCCUUCCCCUAUCAGACCCCGGACAACAUUUACUACUGGCUGCUGACCGACUACCUGUGUGACCUCAUCUACAUCCUGGACAUCACCAUCUUCCAGCCACGUCUGCAGUUUGUCCGUGGGGGGGACAUCGUGUGCGACAAAAAGGACAUGAGAAAGAAUUACAUGAAAACCAAACGCUUCAAGUUUGAUGUUGUCAGCCUCGUUCCCCUGGAGCUCUUCUACUUCAAGACCGGCAUCAACCCGCUGCUCCGUUUACCACGGCUGCUGAAGAUCAACUCCUUCUUCGAGUUCAACGAGCGUCUGGAGGCCAUCUUGACUAAAGCCUACAUCUACAGGGUGAUCCGUACCACCACCUACCUUCUGUACUGUCUCCACUGCAACGCCUGUCUCUACUACUGGGGCUCUGCCUACACAGGACUCGGUUCCACUAAGUGGGUUUACAAUGGAGAGGGCAACAGUUACAUUCGCUGUUACUACUUUGCGGUGAAGACCCUGAUCACCAUCGGGGGUUUGCCAGACCCCACCACCCUGUUCGAGAUCGUCUUUCAACUCAUCAACUACUUUGUUGGAGUCUUUGCCUUCUCCAUCAUGAUAGGACAGAUGCGUGAUGUGGUCGGUGCAGCCACCGCGGGUCAGACCUACUACCGCACAUGCAUGGACAACACUAUUAAAUACAUGUCGUCGUACCGCAUCCCUAAAGACGUCCAGAACCGCGUGAAGACCUGGUACAACUACACCUGGCAGUCUCAAGGCAUGCUGGACGAGCAGGAGCUGCUGACUCAGCUGCCGGAUAAAAUGCGUCUGGACAUUGCUAUAGAUGUCAACUACUCCAUCGUGAGCAAAGUCCCACUGUUCCAGGGUUGUGACAGACAGAUGAUCUUUGAUAUGCUGAAAAGCCUUCGCUCUGUCGUCUACCUGCCGGGAGACUACGUCUGCAAGAAGGGUGAGGUGGGGCGGGAGAUGUACAUCAUCAAAGCGGGGGAGGUGCAGGUGGUGGGGGGACCUGAUGGGAAGACGGUUUUCGUCACUCUCAGAGCAGGAUCCGUUUUCGGAGAGAUCAGUUUGCUUUCAGUAGGCGGGGGUAAUAGACGCACAGCCAAUGUGAUUGCUCAUGGAUUUGCCAAUCUCUUCAUCCUGGACAAGAAAGACCUGAACGAGAUCCUGGUCCACUACCCCGAGUCCAAGAAACUGCUCCGCAAGAAGGCCAGGAAGAUGCUGACCAAGGGAAAGAAACCUGAGGUCAAAGAAGAGGCGAAGGGAGCACCUCUGGCUCCGUCGGCUGCCGUCAGGCCGGAGACGCCCAGGCUGCUGCGAGCCGCCCUGGAGAUGACCCGGAAGGCGACUGGACUGAGAGGAGCCCUGGCUGAAGUCGAGGAGAGGACCAACAAGUCCUUCAUCUCAUUACAUCCCUCCAUCGCUUCCUCACUGCCUCCUCCGUCUCCCACCUCCAGCUCCGGACCCGACAGAGACGGGGACACGCCCUCACCCAUCUUUGCCAGCUCCACGUCGUUUCGCUCUGCUUCCCGCUGCCACAGCAACGGCUCUUUGGGGCCUCGCUCCGCAUCACAGUGCUGCAUCCCCGCAGACGAAGCGCUCGCCACGGACCAGAGCGAGGAGGACGUCGGUGAGGAAGAAGGGAGCGAGGCCGAGAAGAGGAAAGGUCGGAGGAGUUAG